CGUUUCCGAAAAAGAUGCAGGCGAUCACCUCUCUGUUCACCGUCAAGCCGGUCACCCGCCGGCCCAAGGUCGCCAAGCGCGGCUCCCUCCAGGUCGUCGCCCACGGCGGCGUGGGCGGAUCCGGCGGGACCCAGUACCCCGGCAAGGACAAGCCGUACGGCUCCGACCAGGCGCCCUGGAAAAAGAAGCUCAUCCUCCACGACGACGACCAGGCUGACCCCGAGGCCAACCAGCGCAGCGGUCAGCGCUGGACCCCGCCACCCCCCAAGCAGGAGUCCUUCGCCGCCGCCGCUCCCGCGCAGUCCACAUCCUCCUGGGACUCCCCAUCCUCGGGAUCCGGGGGUUCCUCCAACGCCUACAGCUGGGACUCCGGCGGUUCCUCCUCCUAUUCCUCGGCGGGCUCUGCCAAGGGCCGACCCACGCACUACGACCCCGACCAGUACGACCCCGACGCCAACCAGCGCGGCUACAUGGGCGGCGGCGGCGGCGGCGGCUACUCUGCCCCCAAGCCCAGCUACGGGGGAUCCACCGGCGGCGGCUACGCGGCGGCCAAGCCGCAGAGGGUCACGCGCGGCUCGGACGGCGUGACCUACGACCCGGAUCAGUACGAUCCCGACGCGAACCAGAGGUCCAGGUGAGCGACUCGUCGAUUCAGGGGUCGCGGUAAGCCCGGGGUGCUGCUUCAGGGCGAAUGAGGUUCAAGACGUGGCAACCCUUAUCCCGCGAGUGUGUCAUCAGUGUUAGCGCGUUUUUGUGUUAUGUUAUCGAAACGUCGGUUUGCG
Molecule: messenger RNA, 782 nt
Organism: Micromonas commoda
Lineage: Eukaryota; Viridiplantae; Chlorophyta; Mamiellophyceae; Mamiellales; Mamiellaceae
Exons: 1
Coding region: 15-638 (207 amino acids)
Source: RefSeq, a predicted model, not a curated record